AUGCGUUUCCUGGUCCUCUUAUUGCUGAUUUUGCCACUUCUCGAUGCAUACAUCGAUAUGAAGGUUAACUAUCUUCAUAACGAUACAGUAGAGAGGUGCUUGCAAAACUUCGUGGAGCCUAUGCCGGGGGCGGAAUUGGAAGAAGUAUAUUGCUUCGGGUUUAGACACUUUUAUGAUUACUAUAUAGAUGAUGUUGGAUUACUAAUUGAUUUUUGGUGUUUUUCAAAUGCAACAAUUUAUACCAUGUAUGGAAAUCUUACCGAUGUGGACGAUGGUAUACGUUGUCAUGUAACUGAAGAAGGCUCGUCAUGUAUCUGCUCGUUGAACUUCACAGAAUGCUUCAAAAGAGUCUGGCACCUCUUCCCGAGCAGAGUCUAUGAACUCUGCAAAGAAAAUGAAUGGAAUACAUUCCUUCAAUAUGCCGAAAAUACUUGGAAUGAAAAGAAACCGCUACCAUAUCCCGGAAGCACAUCUCGAACAACGUAUAGAGUUACGAAUGCUACAACUGCAACUACUACCACUUCUACCACAAAAACUACAAAUUUUAGUAGUACGGAUACGAAGCCAUUACCAACAACAACUAUAUCAACAACUAGCAGUUCGUUCACAUUGCCCACUCCAACAGAGAAAUUCACCUUCAGUGGAGUGUUUCCUCAAAUCAGUAAGAAAGAGGUGGAUAAACAAAGAAGAAUGGCCCUAAAACACUCGACAUUAUAUCUACUCAUAGUCGUAUUUUGCAUGGUACUCUUGCUAAUUCUUCUUCUAACGCUCAUAAAUGGAGUACGGAAGCGUUUACGUGUUCGAGCAUUUACUCAGGACCAGCAAGGACGUCCAGUAUCAGAAGGACAACUGCAUGGAAAACGGGAAGCAAGAGAAGAAACAUCAAAAAAAGACAGAGAUGUUGAAAAAGGUGCUCAGGGGAAACAUCCCGAAACAGAGAGUAAACUUGGAAGGGAUACGAUUAAAUCAGCUGAGUCCAUAACCGACCCUAAAUCUGGAGAGAAAACCAACGGAACAAAAUCUGCGGAGACAAUUACAGGGAAAUUCAAAACUGCUGAAAAAACUAAUGGCGAAUUUAAAUCUGCUGAGGCAACUAAUGGAAAAAUUAAAUCAGCUGAGAAAAGUGGGGAAUCAAAAUCUGCUGAGACAACUACUGGAAAAUCUAAAUCUGCUGAAAAAAUUAACGGAGAAUCUAAAUCUGCUGAGAAAAGUUGGGAAUCUAAAUCUGUUGAGGCAUUUACUGGAAAAUCUAAAUCUGCUGAGAAAGUUAGUGGGGAAUCUAAAUCUGCUGAAAAAUCUAAUGGGAAACACUCCCGUCCUCAGCUUAAAAUAAGAGAUUUGGUUAAGAAAUUAACAACAAGGACUCCAGAAAGAGGAUCAAAAUAG
This is a messenger RNA of Necator americanus (New World hookworm), 1386 nucleotides long. RefSeq lists its product as uncharacterized. The record is from RefSeq and is a predicted model, not a curated record. NCBI's taxonomy places the organism in Eukaryota, Metazoa, Nematoda, Chromadorea, Rhabditida, Ancylostomatidae. Bases 1 to 1386 code for a protein of 461 amino acids. The transcript has 8 exons.